This is a messenger RNA of Saccharomyces mikatae IFO 1815, 1821 nucleotides long. It is a transcript of the gene SPB4, whose product is annotated as ATP-dependent RNA helicase SPB4. Lineage: Eukaryota; Fungi; Ascomycota; Saccharomycetes; Saccharomycetales; Saccharomycetaceae. Gene Ontology annotation, cellular component: nucleolus. The record is from RefSeq and is a predicted model, not a curated record. The transcript has a single exon. Gene Ontology annotation, molecular function: nucleic acid binding; RNA helicase activity; ATP binding. Bases 1 to 1821 code for a protein of 606 amino acids.
AUGUCAAAAUCAUUAGAAUGGGAUAAUCUCGAUUUUUCUCUACUUCCUUGGAUAAGAACAGGGCUGGAUGUCAUGGGUUUUGAAACAAUGACCCCAGUUCAAGCAUCGACAAUUCCUAUGCUUGCUGGCAACAAAGAUGUGGUCGUAGAUUCUGUAACAGGCUCAGGUAAGACUGCAGCCUUCGUCAUACCUAUACUAGAAAAAAUUGUAAAGGAGGAAGCGAACUCAUCCAAAUUCAAGAAGGCACAAUUUCAUUCCUUAAUUGUUGCUCCAACAAGAGAAUUAUCACGCCAAAUAGAGUCUGUUGUUUUAUCAUUCCUGGAGCACUAUCCUUCCGACUUGUUCCCUAUCAGAUGUCAACUAUUGAUUGGUACCAAUGAAGCUACAGUUAGAGACGAUGUGAGUGAUUUUCUGCGGAAUAGACCUCAGAUUUUAAUUGGAACACCUGGUAGAGUUUUAGACUUUUUGCAAAUGCCGGCAGUGAAGACUUCAGCAUGUAGUAUGGUGGUUCUGGAUGAAGCAGAUAGGUUAUUGGAUGUGAGUUUCAUUAAAGAUAUCGAAAGGAUUCUAAGGCUAUUGCCAAAGCAAAGGAGAACAGGCCUAUUUUCCGCAACUAUGCGUAGCGCAGGUUCAGAUAUAUUUAAGACGGGACUUAGGAAUCCUGUCAGGAUUACAGUGAAUUCAAAGAAUCAGGCACCUUCCUCUCUGAAAAUGAAUUACUGCGUCGUGAAUCCUGUGGAAAAACUGCAACUCUUGGUUAGCAUUUUGAAUAACUAUAAGUUCAAGAAAAGUAUUGUAUAUUUUCCAACGUGUGUAUCAGUUUCUUAUUUCUACUCAUUUGUCCAACAUUUAGCAAAGAGAAAAACUCUGAUCAAUGAAGUAGAAGUGUUCUCCUUGCACGGAAAACUUCAAACGUCAGCAAGAACAAAGACUUUAGCAGCAUUCACUAAUUCGCUAAGUAACUCUGUUUUAUUCACUACGGAUGUAGCUGCUAGAGGUAUUGAUAUACCCCAAGUGGACCUGGUCAUUCAGCUUGAUCCUCCUACCAAUUCUGACAUGUUCAUGCAUAGAUGUGGUAGAACUGGUAGAGCGAACAGGGUGGGUAAAGCUAUCACGUUUCUUAACAGAGGCAGAGAAGAGGACUUCGUUCCUUUUAUGCAAGUCAAAAAUGUGGAAUUAGAAGAAGUUGAUUUGAAAAUAAAGGGAAUCACGGCAAACUUUUACGAGGACUUUAAAGAUUGGAUACUUGAAGAUAGGGAUAGAUUUGACAAAGGUGUUAAAGCAUAUGUUGCCUUCAUUAAAUAUUAUUCAAAUCAUUCCGCAAGUUCAAUUUUCAGACUUCAGUCGUUAGAUUAUGUUGGCAUUGCAAAAAUGUAUGGUCUUUUCCGGCUUCCUCGAAUGCCUGAAAUAACAAGGUACUUAAACACUGAAAAUGAGGAAGGGAUUUUCCCUGGAAAUUGGCUGGUAGAUCCUCCAGUUGACAUGGAUGCAUACAGAUAUAAGGAUAAAAAACGUGAAAAGGAGAGACAAGAAUCAUUGAAAAAUAUAAACCUAAUAAAUGACAAAAAGAAGCUAAAAAGUGAAUUGAAGAAGAAAAAUAUAGCUUGGUCAGAUAAAACAUCGACGAAAGAACGAAAGCUCGAAAGAAAGGAAAAAAUGAGUUUGAAAAGGAAGGCCAUAGAGGAAGAAUUGAAAGCAGAAGAACUUAAUGAAAAUGAUGAGGAAGAGCACAUUCAGGACGAUUGGAAAGAAAUUGUUUUACAGAAUAAGCGGAAAAAGGUCUCCAGUACCGCCAUCCAAGGCAGUUUUGACGACCUAUAA